This is a messenger RNA of Salvelinus namaycush (lake trout), 1787 nucleotides long. Its product is annotated as inosine-uridine preferring nucleoside hydrolase-like. The record is from RefSeq and is a predicted model, not a curated record. The transcript is spliced from 7 exons. Lineage: Eukaryota; Metazoa; Chordata; Actinopteri; Salmoniformes; Salmonidae. Gene Ontology annotation, molecular function: hydrolase activity, hydrolyzing N-glycosyl compounds. The coding region runs from base 37 to 1197 and encodes 386 amino acids.
CACGGAUGGCCCAACCCGGAAACGAGAGAAAGGCAUAUGACGGCGGCAAGAUUAUCGAGAUUAAAUGUUGAAGGCGCAUUGGAGUGUGUUCAUCUUUACUGUAGACAUACACGGAGGUUAGCGGAAAACAGGUUCCCAGUUGCAUGUGACGGUCACCUGUUAGCCAGGCCAAGAGGAGUAGCAGCCUGUCCACACCGACACAGCCCAGUCCUAUUCUAUUCAACUACAGGCUCCAGUAUGAGUAGUAAGAAGCUGCUGGUGGAUGUGGACUGUGGGGUGGAUGAUGCUCAGGCUAUCAUGAUGGCACUGGCCACCCCUUAUGUAGAGGUCCUGGGCAUCACCUGUGUCCAUGGCAACACCAAUGUGGAGAAUGUGUGCAAGAACACGCUGCGGGUGCUUCAAGCCUGCAACAGACUGGAGAUCCCAGUAUUCCGUGGUGCUGCCAAGUCUAUCCUGGGGAAUGUGAUCAGUGCGGGACACUUCCAUGGCCAGGACGGGUUGGGGGAUGCUCCAGACCCAAACGCUCCGGGGCUGGACAUGCUGCAGAUGGAAGGAGCGGUAUCUGCACUGAUCCGGAUAGUCAACGAAAACCCUGGAGAGGUAUCUCUGGUGGCCACGGCUCCCCUCACCAACCUAGCUCUGGCUGUAAGAAUGGAGCCAUCCUUCCCCAGCAAACUUAAAGGCCUUUACAUCAUGGGAGGCAACACAGAGUCCAGAGGAAACACCACAGUGUGUGCAGAGUUUAACUUCGCUGCCGACCCGGAAGCAGCUUACAUCGUACUGAAUGACUUCCUGUGUCCUACUUACAUAGCCAGCUGGGAGUUCACCUGCUACAGCAAGCUGCCCUGGUCGUGGUGUGAUGACUGGCUGGCCCAGGAGUCAGAGAAGGCUCGCUUCAUGGCCCAGAUCUUCCGCCACAGUAUGGAGGAGUCGUACAGUGAGCGCUCCCAGGCGGAGAUGAUUGACGGCAUGGGCUUUGUGUCAUGUGACUCCUACGCCAUGGCGGCAGCUAUCGACAACACCUUUGUCACAGAGAGCGACCACAUGGCGGUGAGCGUGGAGCUGACGGGCACACACACGCGUGGCAUGAUGAUCCUGGACACACUGGGCAUGCUGAAGAAGACUCACAAGGCCUUCGUCAUGAAGAAGGUGAACAUGGUGAGGUUUGAGCAGAUGAUGAUGGACGCUCUGAAGUAAUCUCUAGGUCUGCUACAGCUAACCACUAGACUGUAGAAGUAAACUAACCACUACACGUGAGCAGAUGAUGAUGGACGCUCUGAAGUAAUCUCUAGGUCUGCUACAGCUAACCACUAGACUGUAGAAGUAAACUAACCACUACACGUGAGCAGAUGAUGAUGGACGCUCUGAAGUAAUCUCUAGGUCUGCUACAGCUAACCACUAGACUGUAGAAAUAAACUAACCACUACACGUGAGCAGAUGAUGAUGGACGCUCUGAAGUAAUCUCUAGGUCUGCCACAGCUAACCACUAGACUGUAGAAGUAAAAAAACAACUACGGGAACGCUCUAUGGGACCGUAACCAGGGAAAAGUGACAACUCCAACCUCAACCAGUCAGCCCAAGAUCGUGGACGUUAAGGCAGCCCCCAACACCUCUCUGAUUGAGGGGUUGGGUUAGAUGUGGAAGACACAUUUCGGUUAAAUGCAUUCAGUUGUGCAACCCUUUUCCCUUUUACUGUAUUGUCAGCUCACGUUGAUGUUAAGAAUCAUGCCUUGUCAUUUAGAUAAACAUUUUUAAAUAAAUCGAUUGAGUUACAACUCAUACCAGCA